This is a messenger RNA of Parasteatoda tepidariorum (common house spider), 1927 nucleotides long. NCBI's taxonomy places the organism in Eukaryota, Metazoa, Arthropoda, Arachnida, Araneae, Theridiidae. The record is from RefSeq and is a predicted model, not a curated record.
UUUCGAUUCUUAAUAUUAUUUUUCAGUGGUGGCAACACUCCUUAAUUUAAAUUUCUUAUUUAAGGAUGGCAGCACCAAUUUUUAGUUUCGGUUUUCAAAAUAUGUAGACGCCGCUCGUGGCUCCAUCUAGUGAUUAAAAUAGCUACUAAUUUAAAAAAUAUGAAUAUCUUAUAUUGGUGGCGCCAUCUAGUGAAUAAAAUAUUUACUAAUUUCGUUCAUUUAAAGUAGAAAAAAUUUAUUUAUUAUAAAUAAAUAAUAUAAAUGCAUGUAUUUAAUUCAGGAUUCGAACUCACAAUCUCUAGGACAAAAUGCUUCCAUGGGAUACUGAUUUGUCAGGCACGCUAACCAGUAUCCCAUGGACGCAUACAGAUACAAAGAAAACUUAUGGUUUUAAGGAAAUAAAUUAAGACUCGCUGGCGGUUACGGAUAAAAUUUUAGUUUCAUCUUUUUAUUGAUCUCAUAAUGACAAGGCACCACUGACUAUUUCUGCCCGCGUUACGAACUGACUACUUUGAAUUUAUACUUUCAGUUUUGAUUUUAAUAUUAUUUUAUAGUGGUGGCAACACUUUAUUUAUAUUUAUAGGAUGGCAACGGCUCCGCAAUGACACUUCUAAAUUGAUGACGUAAUGUUACUUUCACUUUUACACGUUACAAAUCGUGAGAUAUCCAAUUCAAACAAGAUUCAACAAGGUUGGUCUUGGUCUAUGACGUGAUAGUAUUGAAUUCAGUUCUUUUCACUGACACGUUCGUCACGUGACUGUUUCAAAUUUUCCCAUUGGUUGUUGGAGUAUUACUUUUUUGAAUUUGGCAACGGUGAGCAUAGCAAAGUCUUUAAUUUCAGUCGUGUAUUCAUAUUUCACUCUUAUUCUCAUUUUAGUGCUCUGGGUUUUAUUCCACCAUACUUUGUUGAAUGUUCAUUUUGUUUGAAAUAAUUGUUUAAACUUUUUUUAUAGCAAUUUUAACAUUGCAUAUUUUUCCUCAUUAUGGACGGAAAUAUAUCUUUAAAGAGAAAAUAUGCUGAAACUCAAGGUGUAACAAGAAAAGGAAUAUUCAAAGAUGGAUGUUUUCCUGACCAUGUGUAUCCUCUGGGAGACAAUUUCUUUCUGACAGUUAGUGAAUACAAAUCAAAGAUCAGCAUACAUAUACGGAGAUAUAACAAACAUGGAGAUAUGUAUUAUCCUUCAGCAGAUGGAAUAACAUUACAGCCGGAACAAUAUAAUGUGUGUUUCUCUCAUGAACCUCCAACAUCUAUUUUUGAUAUAGUAGAAAUAAAUCUACAGUUAGAAGCUGUUAGUCCUCAUGGAGUGAGAGACUUUUAUUUACUCAUGAGUGAUAGUGGAAAUUACACCCUCACUCACGAAUACACGUGUAGAAGCGGUCGAGUUUACAAAUUUCCUACAGACAUAACCUUUGCUCAGUGGUCUCAAAUACGAAAAAUUCGUGAUGAAGUGAAUACAAGCUUCAUUACUGUGAAGUAUAAGUGCCGAGACUUUAAAGAAACUUUUAAAAUGUGCAACAAGAGUGCUAUAAGUGAAGAGAAGCCUGAAAGCAACCGCUACAGUGAAGCUGAAUAUCUUAUGAAUCAGUGUCUAAAACAAGUACUUUAUCGUCAUAUAGGACAAAAAAAGGGCUUAAGUCCUCCUAUCAUAGCUGAUGAAUUAUUGGAUUCUCAAGACGUUGUUUCGAUAUCUGACUUUAAUGAAUCAUGUAUGUAUUUAAAUGUAUAUAGUAUUGCUCACGAUUUUAAAAAGGAACUACAGGAGAAGAAGCUUUAUCCUGAAAAUGUUCCUUUAAUGAACUUUAUGAAUGAACAUUAUUUGAACGAGAUCCAUUUGGAUCAACUGUUACUAAAAGCUAAAAAUGAUUUCUGUUCUUGUGAAAUUUUUGAGUAAGUUUUUAAAUUUAAUAAAUGUUAUUAUGUUUCUAU